Molecule: messenger RNA, 2811 nt
Organism: Amaranthus tricolor (Joseph's coat)
Lineage: Eukaryota; Viridiplantae; Streptophyta; Magnoliopsida; Caryophyllales; Amaranthaceae
Product: cation/H(+) antiporter 14-like
Exons: 3
Coding region: 44-2479 (811 amino acids)
Biological process (GO): regulation of pH; proton transmembrane transport
Cellular component (GO): membrane; endomembrane system
Molecular function (GO): antiporter activity
Source: RefSeq, a predicted model, not a curated record
GAAAAUAUAUGCAUGAAUUGGUAAAAAAAAAAAAGAAAAAUCAAUGGGAAUGGCACUGAUAACAGAGCAGGCAUUAAAAUGGUGGAGUUUAGGUGCAUGGAAUGGUACACAAAUUUUAUGUGAGAAAAUAAAUACUCAAAAAGUAUAUAAAGGUUUCUGGGAAAAUCAUUUAUAUCCUCGACAUUCUUAUUCGUCUAUUCUAUUAUGUAAUCUUGCUAUUAUUUUGAGCGUUACUUGGGUUACUUGGUUCUUGCUCAAACCUCUUCGUAUGGCAUUCACGUCCCAGAUGAUUGGUGGUGUUAUCGUAAUGGGAAUACUAUUUUCCAACAGAGGAUUCGAGUACCACACAUUACUACCCCCAACAGUAACAUUCAUCUUAAAAACAAUGUCAUUCAUAGGCUUCAUAUUCCAUCUAUUCAUGCUAGGAGUAGAAACAAACAUGACUGUAAUCAUAAGAAGACUCGAAAAGAAAUCCAUAGCCAUAGGCUUUUCUGGUUGUAUAAUCUCAUUACUAUUCAGUAUUGCAGCAUUUUUAACAACAAAAAUAUUCAAAUUCUCCAAAGUUGAACACCAAAUGUCAGAUGGAAUCAUAAGUUUAAUGUGUCUUAAUGCACAAUCCUUCUUCAUGGUUACGUGUAACAACCUUAAUGAUCUCGGAAUAAGUAAUUCUGAUAUCGGUCGUUUAGCUUCAACCAUUUCUUUGCUCCUUGAUCUUUUAGUUAUGGUAACAAAUUUUACCAAAUAUGUGAUUUUACCACCAAUAGUUAGUAUGGGAAAAGAUGUCAGAAAUUCAGCUAUAAUUUUGGGUUAUUAUGCCUUAAUUUUCUUGGUUUUUAGACCAUUGGUUAUGAUGGUUUUAAGGUAUACCCCACAAGGAGGGACUAUGAAGAACACCCAUUUUAUGUUUAUCUUUUUGAUAGUUAUGUUUGUUGCUGGGCUUGGAGAAGUGUUGGAUGAAAUGUUUGCGGUUUUCUUGUUCGCGUUAUCAUUACCAGAAUAUCCAUUGUCAUCUGUUUUUUCAGAGAAAUUGGAUGCUAUUACUUCUGCUGUGUUUUUCCCUGUGUAUUGUGCUGUGCAAGGGUUGCAGACUAAUGUGUAUUCUCUGACUAAAAGGUCUUUGCAAUUUGAGUUUAUUUUGAUUUUGGGUUAUGUUGGAAAGUUUGUGGGAACUACAUUUUCUGCUUGUCUAUUUGGGUUUCCUUUGUGGAAUUCUAUGGCUCUUGCUCUUAUUCUUUGCUCCAAAGGGUUGCUUGAUAUAGUCUCACUCGGGAUGUGGAGAGAUCAAAAAUUGUUAGAUAUAGAGGAGUACACAUUAGCAAUGUUCCAUUUUUUGAUCCUUACCGGAGGGUUAAUGCCACUAGUGAGACGUUUGUAUGAACCAUUGAGCCAAUACACAAGUGUUUUUAGACAAAGUGUGGCAGAGUCAACAAGCAAUGGGACAUUUCAAACAAUAGUUUGCCUUUACAAGGAAGAGAAUUUACCAGGAACAUUGCGCCUUAUUGAAGCCUUUAACCCUACAAGAACAAGACCAAUUCCAGUCAUUGCCCUACAACUCAUGCCACUAUUUGGUCGUUGCACUGUCCCGAUCAUGGCACCAUUAGACCAAGUAAAAUCCCUGCCUAUCUUUCGGCCAAAGCUCGCAUAUUUGAAUCGAGUAGUUGAAGCGUUCUUAAACCUUGAACGCGAAUCUAAAGGUUACACUCGCGUAAAACACUACAUAGCCUUGGCUUCCCUUGAAGGUAUGCACAAUGAUGUAUGUGCCCUUGCGUACGAAAAAGACGUAAGCCUUCUCAUCUUACCAUUCCAUAUGAAUGUACAAUGGACUAAAGUUGGGAAAAUUGUUGAAGAUGGUUCUCUAUCAAUAAGGGAAGUUAAUAAGAUGGUUCUAGAAAAAGCACCAUGUUCGGUUGGAAUCUUGCUUGAUAGAGCUAAUCCUUUCCAAGGAUUAGGGGACUCUUAUGCUUAUCAAGUAGCUAUAAUUUUUCUAGGAGGGCCAGAUGAUAAAGAUGCCCUUGCCUUAACUAGUUUGUUUGGUACUCAUCCUCAUGUUAAGGUUGUUGUUGUAUGGUUGAAGUCUUCUAUUAAGGAUGAAGGCGAUGAUGCUAUAGAGGCUUUGAAUUAUGAAUUGAUAACGAGUUAUAAGGCUCCUAAGCCUCCGCCUAAUGACAAUGACACGACAAUGAAAUUGAAAGAGGUUGUUGUUAACGAUGGUGCUGAUACUACUAAUCUUUUGUUAUCUAUGAACGGUGUUGUUGAUUUGGUUGUUGUCGGAAGACACCAUGAUCCGACUUGUGUGCCCUUAUAUGGACUUUCUCUUGAUGGAUGGCGCGAGUAUCCAGAGUUAGGGAUUCUUGGGGACUUGUUAGCUACCCCUGAUUUUGGGUUCUCUGUGCUUGUUGUACAACAAGAGCCAAAAGAUGAUGUUGUAGGGGCUGUUAAAUCAACAGGAAAGUUUAAUAGUAACAUUGAGGAUGAAUGAACUAGUUUGAUUAUCUCUUCAGGGACUUGACUAUCAGAUCUCAUAAUGCAUAGAGGGUACAAACCAUUACAUGAGAUCAAAUUUGAAACUGCAAAUUUUAAAAUAUAAAAAUUUGCCGAGGGAAAUAUGAAGUGUUUUAGUGUUAUUUGAAAUUUUGUAACGUUAAAAUCUUCUACAAGUUAUGUUAUUAUAAAUUUGGCUUGGGAAUUACGGAUAUGAAAAGCUAAGUUGAGGCUUACAUAUGUAGCCAACCUACUUAUGCAAUCAAGAGAUUUAGUUUGGAUUGCAUUAUUUGAGUUUCUACCAUUGAUUUUUGAGUUAUAAUCAAAUUU